UCUACCUUACUUAGAAGUGGCUGGCUGCCAUCAGGCACCUCAACUAUCUCUCGGCGUUCAUUCAUUGAUAGCUUCCUUGCCCCCAAUAGACUGUUUUUGGAUUCUGUUACUUCUGCAUAUACAUCAUUUACCAACAGGGAUAUACAAUGGAGUCUGCUCUGCUCCAGCAGACCUCACGGGCGCCUCAGCAUAAGCUGAUGAAUCUACCUACGGAGCUACACCUGCAUAUCGCCAGAUUUCUCACUUAUCCAGAUGCUCUGGCAUUGAAACAUACCUGUCGCCACUUUUACUCCCUCGUUUACACGGGUGUCCACUUGAAGGUUGAUUGGUUUGUCGAGCGCUUCGAACGGAAACUGGAAUGUCCAAUGGAGAAAUGCUCGUUUCGGACGGACGAGGCGUUCUGCAAUAAGAGGAUCCGGGGAAUCAUGGAGCGCAGAAGACGGCACCUUGAGUGCACUCAGUUACCGGGUGGCUGCUUGGUCAUAGAAGGCCGAACUUGUCACAAGGACCCGUUUCCUAUCUGGCUGAAGAAACGAGGCCGCUUGGAGUUGAUGAGAUCUUUGGGGAUGGAAGUCUUGAUCCAUGGCCUGAUCUUUCUCUGCAUCAACUUGCUUUGGAUUUUGGGUGCAAGAUUAUUUCACCAUGAAGUUGUAGUGAUAUAAAGACGUUUUGGUUCGCACGUAUCUACACCAUCUACACCAUCUACACCAUCUACACCACCAUUAUCGCAUGGGCUUGUGCUUGUGCUGCCUACGCAUGCCUGACUUCGCCUUUUGCCGCGCAUUCCCUCGCCCUGUUAGUGAUGGGCUAGAUACGAUCUCUUUUAUCUCAGUAGCAGCGGGCUGCUACUACGUUCUACAAAUUCGUUUUAUGCGGUGUGCUGGGUUUA
Molecule: messenger RNA, 889 nt
Organism: Aspergillus ibericus CBS 121593
Lineage: Eukaryota; Fungi; Ascomycota; Eurotiomycetes; Eurotiales; Aspergillaceae
Exons: 3
Coding region: 147-662 (171 amino acids)
Molecular function (GO): protein binding
Source: RefSeq, a predicted model, not a curated record